Paramisgurnus dabryanus is the source of this 3827-nucleotide messenger RNA. RefSeq names its product Copper-only SOD repeat protein (gene cusr). Gene Ontology annotation, biological process: superoxide metabolic process. Gene Ontology annotation, molecular function: metal ion binding. Lineage: Eukaryota; Metazoa; Chordata; Actinopteri; Cypriniformes; Cobitidae. The record is from RefSeq and is a predicted model, not a curated record.
CUUUCAGAUAUUCAGAGAUACGUAAAUGUCUCAAAUUGAUUAUUAAUUCAAAAGAAGGAUGUUUAAUAUUUGUAAAUGUUAUUUUGCAUGUUAUGUCAGCUGUGUUGAACACAGGAUGUCCUGCCCACCCAACCACUCCCCCAUCCCCUCCCUCCAGACUAUAGAAGAGACCAGCAAACAGUCUUAUUCAAAGCAGCUACACAUUAGGAUUAAACACACAUACAAGCGUACAGUAUAGGCAAAUGGUUACUGUAUAUAGAUUUGUAUAGAGAUUAUUUGCUAACACACAAAUGCAGAGAACAGCUGUCAACAUGUUGCUACCGGCUUUUGUUCUGUUCCUUACGUGGGGUUUUGCGUCCUGUCUUCAGUACCGGGCUGAUUUCAACAUGAUGGGAGUCACUGGUUGGGUCCUGAUUAACUCCACAGAUCAGAAGGCCACCAUCAACCUUACAGGAACGGACACAUGUCAAUUGUAUAACAUAUCUCUCACCACGUUUCCGGUUAUGUAUGGCCAUUUUGCAUCGCCCUGUCAAAAAUCACACAUAGGAGAAAACGUAUUCACGUUUUCCAUAAAUACGUCUCAGACUUUGGUAAAUGUAUCUGAUCUAUUUGCUAAGCGCUCACGUCUUGAUGCACUCUCAGUGCUGGUGGAGACUUGCAAUGGCAUUAGAGUUUGUGCUGGACUUGCGUCUGAGUCUCAGGUCAAAACACGGCAGGCGCGAUUCUUCAGUCCGUUGGCUGGAAACGUCUACAUCCGUCAAGCGACUGGAGAUCCAGGAGCCACUGUUCUUUCAGAUUUACGAAAUGUUAAGCAGGCCAGUACUUUACAAAAUGUGAGUAUCAUCUUCUCGCAAAGCUCUGCAACGGACUGCACUGCGCUUCUGGGCAGUCUAGGACAUACAAGCCUUGCAAAGUUGGGUGUUUUAAAUGUUGGGUCACCUUUAGAACCAGUAAAGUCUCGCUUGGAUAUCCCCACCCUCAGUUCUGAAGUCCGUUUUGCUCUCCUAAACUUAGGUUCAAGUUAUGUAUGUGCACAAAUCUAUACUGUUCCAAUAAAAGAAGUCAGAGCCAUCCUAAACAUGAGAGGGAUUAAAGGGUACUACAACUUUUAUCAAGCAUCUCCUUUUGAUCUCACCACCAUUACGGUUAACCUGUCAAACUUGAACAAAAGAGUCGGGCCAUAUCACGUUCAUCAGUUUCCUGUACCCGAAAUUACCUCUCCCCCUGAGCUCAGCUGUAGUAAUAACAAUGUUGGUGGUCACUGGAACCCAUUUAAUGUGAACGUUCAAGCCCCUGCGUAUCCGCCUCCUAAAGGUUCCACUCACGAUCUCUAUGAGGUUGGAGAUCUGAGUGCAAAGCAUGGAUCUCUGGAGAAUACAACUAGCUUUCAGGACACUUUCAAAGACUGGAACUUACCUCUGUUUGGACAAAACAGCAUCGUGGGACGUUCCCUUGUGAUACACCAGCCCAAUGGAAUUAGAUUUGCAUGCGCAAGUAUAGGCUACCCCGGUGAAGUGACUGUCGCUAAGGCAAUCUUUAAGAGUCCGGUGGUGGGGACUGUCCUGUUUACUCAGCUCAUCAGUGACCCGAACUCAGAUGUUUCUGUGUUCAUGGACUUAACCCAUGGACAGCUUUCUACACCAGCCUCACAAAACCAUAACUGGCAUGUCCACACCUAUCCCAUCAGCACAGAGACUGACAUGGACCAAAGUCGUUGCUUGUCCACCGGUGGACACUGGAACCCAUUUGGCAUAGACUCCACUUUGAGUGGUUAUGCCAUUAAUUGUGGUCCAGACAGCGUUUUUGCCUGUGAAGUUGGAGAUAUUUCUGGCAAGCACAAGACUUUGGAUUUACAGCCACAGGUUGGUGUGGUGGCCAGCAAGAGCUUUUUUACGGACACAACCUCUUGGGUUUCUGGAAUGAUUGGUCGCUCUUUAGUGGUGCAUGGUUCUAACCGUACAACUCCAAGGAUUGCUUGUGCAAACAUCACCUUGUUUCGUUUUCCCUCUGCUCACACUGAAUCUUGGUUUGGGCCCGGAUCUUCUGACGGUCACAUCCAGUUCUCACAAGUCUUUCCUCAAGGACCAACAAUCCUCAACAUCUCCUUUACCGGCCUCAAUUCCAGCGCUUCUGGCUACCACAUCCAUACUCUCCCUAUCAAGAGCGGUGUGGAACCGUGCUCUGACCUCAACAUCAUGGGUCACUUAAACCCAUUUUUCGUGAACAGUACCUCAUCUCCUGCAUCAGGAAAUGGCACAGUUGACCAGUAUGAAAUUGGUGACAUAAGUGGGAAGUUUGGGACAUUGACAGGUCAAAAUGACUUCCAGAACCUGUACGUGGACAGUAACAUGCCGCUUUCGGGACCUUACAGCAUCAUUGGAAGAUCACUGGUCAUACAUUACAGUAACAGCUCAAGUUCAAGGUGUGCAAAUAUCACAGCAGAGACUUCAACUGAUGGAAACUUGGUGACCGCAGAAGCUAAAUUCAAUGACACAGUAACCGGGAGUGUAAAAAUGUCUCAACAGAGUUUUUCAGAUGGCAGCUACGGCGAUGUCCUUAUAGAGGUGGAUUUACAAACAUCACAAUCGUUAAAUGUUACAGAGGCUUUAUGGUACAUUGCCGAACGGCAGGUGGGAUCAGAUGGGCAUGCGUGUGCUGGAAAUGUAGAAAUGUAUAAUCCAUUCAACAUGACAACAGAGAACGGCAGCUGUUCUCAGGUCAGUCCUCUGGUUUGUGCAGUUGGAGAUCUGACAGGUAGACAUGGGUCUAUUAGUCUUAUUAAGAGACAGCUGUACAGUGAUGUUCAUUUGCAGCUGACUGGAGACUUCACAGUCGUCCAGAGGUCAUUGGUUUUAAGACUCAAGAACAACACCACCAAAUGUGCAGAUAUUCUCCCAGAAUCCCCCUCUGCCGAACAGAUCUUUCCAAAAGUGUCAAGCUUCAGCAGGUAUGAUUUCCGUAAGAGAGUGGCGGAUGUGUUAAACCUCAACAUGUCUAGAGUCUCCAUCUUACCAGGAUCUCCUUCCAUAAAUCCCGAUGGGAAAUGCCAGGAGGUCAGCUUUCUGGUGUCAGGUAAGGUGAGCCAGGAACAGCUAAACUCUGUUAAGUCCAAUAAGAGGAUGGGUUUGUUCAGAGAAUCAAAGGCGUGCACUUCAGGUGUAAACACAGAAAUGAUGCCGGUCCCAUGUAGGAUAUUACUGAUCGUCAUGACAACCGUAGCCUGCCUGCUCAGGUCACUGAUCCAGCAUUAGACGACCCCCAAAAAUGUCAAACAACUGCCUUUUUAUAAAUUCUGAUGCAGGGGCUUGGAUGCCAGACUUUUUCAAAGACAUCACGUUGUGAAUAUUACAAUUGAUCCUGGGAAGAAACUCAUUUUUUUGUACCAGCCUAAACUGAGUUUCAUGCAUCUGUCUGGAUGUCAAAACCACAAUAUACUUGUUUCCAAUCCACUUUCUUUUAUUCGUGUGUUGUGAUUAUAUGAUAAGGUUUCUCAAGUGUGGAUUGUGCUGCUUUUUUUUAUAAGAGAUUACUGGUACGUCAUUGUAAAUCCCACAAAAGGCUGACUUAAGACUGUGUUACACUCCUUUACUUCCCUGUAAAUCUCUGGUUUCUGUUCAUUGUACAUUUUGUAUGAUGCAAAUAAUCCUUAUCAUAACACAGAACUUGUUUUCAUACGGUGGGUUUUCAGUUUCUUACGUGGGAUUGUGAAAUAAAGCCCAAAAUCUCAGACUGGCUUAUGCAAUUGAACAGUCAAUGACAUGACAUGCAUAUUUUUGUGUUCGGGAGCAUUACAUAAUUUAAAAAUAACUUGAAACAUAUAUGACUUG